UUAACAAUUUACAUCCGCAUCCUGUUCGACAAUCCUGUUGCGACGUCAACUUGCAAAAAAGUUCGGGCGUUACACACGCUCUGUGCAGCUUUGUGCGAAAUAAAACCCAAGAGGAGCAUAUUGAUAGAAACGUUAAAAAUGGAAUUCAUAUUUGGUCUCCUGCUUUUAUUUGGAGGAGUUUUCAGCAAAACGCUUGUCGCCGAGAACGGGACCGUUGAAUUUCAAUCGGAUGACUUCGCUCCUUUCAACUGGUCAAGGUCGACGAUUGAGAUGCCGGACGCUGACCCCGCUAACCCAACUGACCUAUAUGACGUCACGGAUGACAUCACGUCGUUUAAGCCACAGUCAAAUUACAUGGCAGAGCUGUGUGGAUUGAAGCGAAUCCUUCACGACCGAAAUGCUAUCCUGAUGUCCCUGUCUCGCAAUGGCCUCGCCCCUCGCGAAACCACAUGUGUGUCGGGAGUGGAGUCCGCUGCAUACUCGAACUACAUGCUGGUGAUAACCUUCAACGCGGUCUCGAUGACCUUGCCGACUUCCGGUGUCUGCAACCACGCCAGGCUGGACCUGUUCACUGGAAAGGCUUUAACACCAGCAAAUCGCUUAAACGGAGAGGGAGGUUUAUGUGGCAGCCGAAUCACGGGCUACUUCGUGACGUCAUCCAACUUCCUGACGCUUGAAUUCAAGCAGAUACUCAUGGCGCCUUCAUCGCGCCAAAGUUUUACGGCAAUCAUUACCCCGUUUCAUCGUGGCCGAUGCGCACAUGACGAGUUCAGAUGCGCCAACGGAUUUUGCGUGCAGAAUAACAUGCUCUGCGACGGCUACAACAACUGCGGUGAUAACAGCGAUGAGAAAUCAUGUGCGAAAUUAGCCCUGUCCAUCGCCGCCAUUAUCGGCAUCGCCGUCGGGGGCGUUGUAUUGGUUGCGCUGAUUAUCACGUGCAUCUGCUGCAGAUGCUGCUGCUCCCUAUACGAGAGGCUAUAAUAAGCUACAAAUGAUGCUAUUAUUAGAGACACAAGAUACAAAUGAUGCUAUUAUUAGAGACACAAGAUACAAAUGAUGCUAUUAUUAGAGACACAAGCUACAAAUGAUGCUAUUAUUAGAGACACAAUAUACAAAUGAUGCUAUUAUUAGAGACACAAGCUACAAAUGAUGCUAUUAUUAGAGACACAAGCUACAAAUGAUGCUAUUAUUAGAGACACAAGCUACAAAUGAUGCUAUUAUUAGAGACACAAGAUACAAAUGAUGCUAUUAUUAGAGACACAAGAUACAAAUGAUGCUAUUAUUAGAGACACAAGCUACAAAUGAUGCUAUUAUUAGAGACACAAGCUACAAAUGAUGCUAUUAUUAGAGACACAAGCUACAAAUGAUGCUAUUAUUAGAGACACAAGCUACAAAUGAUGCUAUUAUUAGACACACAAGCUACAGAUUAUGAUAUUUUUAGACACAUAAGCUACAGAUGAUGCUAUUGUUAGAAACAAAAAGCUAUAGAUGAUACUAUCUUUGGAAACACAGGUUACCGAUGAUACUAUCUUUAGAAACACAAACUACAGAUGAUGCUAUCUUUAGAAACACAAGCGACAAAUGAUUCGAUUUUUAGAAACAGAAAUGCAGGCUACCGAUCAGGCUAUUUUUAGAAACACAAGCUACAUAUGAUGCUAUUUUAAGUAACAUAAGCAACAUAUAUUGCUAUUGUUAGCAACGUAGCCUACAGAUUAUGCUUUUUUAAUAAACGAGAUUCCAGAUUUUUUUCCUGAAAAUUAUGCAAAACAAAUAGACGCAAGUGUUCAAAAUGUGAACAAUGAAUUAAAACCAUUUUUCAUUAUGUACAAGUCAUAUUAAAUUGUAAUAUAAUAUUAUAUUAAACCCUACCGCCACAAA
Dreissena polymorpha is the source of this 1878-nucleotide messenger RNA. RefSeq lists its product as uncharacterized. NCBI's taxonomy places the organism in Eukaryota, Metazoa, Mollusca, Bivalvia, Myida, Dreissenidae. The record is from RefSeq and is a predicted model, not a curated record. The coding region runs from base 139 to 981 and encodes 280 amino acids. The transcript has 5 exons. Gene Ontology annotation, molecular function: protein binding.